GUUUGUUUCUAGAUUCUCUGUGGUGUCGUUUAGAGCACGUCUUGGGUGUUUUCUCAGUUAUGCCUGAGCCGGCAAAAUCUGCUCCAGCCCCAAAGAAGGGCUCCAAGAAAGCGGUGACUAAGGCGCAGAAGAAGGAUGGCAAGAAGCGCAAGCGCAGCCGCAAGGAGAGCUACUCCGUGUACGUGUAUAAGGUGCUGAAGCAGGUUCACCCGGACACCGGCAUCUCGUCCAAGGCUAUGGGCAUCAUGAACUCGUUCGUCAACGACAUCUUCGAGCGCAUCGCGGGUGAGGCGUCGCGCCUGGCGCAUUACAACAAGCGCUCGACCAUCACGUCCCGGGAGAUCCAGACGGCCGUACGCCUACUGUUGCCCGGGGAGCUGGCCAAGCACGCCGUGUCCGAGGGCACCAAGGCCGUCACCAAGUACACCAGCGCCAAGUAAGCCCGUUCAGGUAACUGGAUGUCCUUGGGCAUGAUGGUGACGUGCUUGGCGUGGAUGGUGCACAGGUUGGUGUCCUUGAAUAGCCCUACCAGAAAAAAAUAAAAGCCAAAAAAAUCCUUA
This is a messenger RNA of Camelus dromedarius (Arabian camel), 560 nucleotides long. RefSeq names its product histone H2B type 1-K. The transcript is spliced from 2 exons. Gene Ontology annotation, cellular component: nucleosome. The coding region runs from base 60 to 440 and encodes 126 amino acids. Gene Ontology annotation, molecular function: protein heterodimerization activity; structural constituent of chromatin; DNA binding. Lineage: Eukaryota; Metazoa; Chordata; Mammalia; Artiodactyla; Camelidae. The record is from RefSeq and is a predicted model, not a curated record.